Messenger RNA from Eleginops maclovinus (Patagonian blennie), 19763 nucleotides. RefSeq names its product obscurin, cytoskeletal calmodulin and titin-interacting RhoGEF a (gene obscna). Gene Ontology annotation, molecular function: protein kinase activity; protein binding; guanyl-nucleotide exchange factor activity. Gene Ontology annotation, biological process: protein phosphorylation. NCBI's taxonomy places the organism in Eukaryota, Metazoa, Chordata, Actinopteri, Perciformes, Eleginopidae. The record is from RefSeq and is a predicted model, not a curated record.
AUGCCUGGAGACAUGGGAGAUACAAUACCUGGAGGAAUAGUGGCUGCUGCAAAGAACCGUCUGCAGGUGAUGAAGGGUCUGGAGGAUGUGGAGGUGUCUGAGUGUGAGAGCUGCUCCUUCGAAGUGACCCUGAACCUGGCCUUUAUCGAGGGCGUGUGGUCCAGGGAUGGGAUGCCGCUUAAGUCCAAACCCAACUGGCGCAUCAGCACACAUGGGAAGAAACACUCGCUGGUGCUGAGCCGCGUGGCUUUAGGAGACUCAGGCCUUUUCUCUUUUCAGGCCAACGGCAUUCAGACUGAAGGCAGACUCAGUGUCACAGCUAGGGACAUCCACAUUGUGAAGGAGCUGGAGGAUGUUGACACGAUGGAGCGUCAACCUGUUAACUUCCUCUGUGAGGUCAACCAGGAGGAUUUGGACGGUCGGUGGUACAGAGACGACUGCCGAAUCAGACCUGGGGACAACAUCAAGACCAAUCACCACGGUAAGACUCACACCCUGUUCUUCAAGUCCGUCCGACCUGAGCACGCCGGAGAGAUCAAAUUCACUGCAGAGCGAGUCUCAUCCUAUGCGUCCCUCACAGUGAAAGAGCUCCCAGUCCAGAUAGUGCGUCCUCUGAGGGUGAAGAUAGCCAUGUAUCGGCACCGGGGUUUGCUGGAGUGCCAGGUGUCCCGGCCCAAUGCUCAGGUCAGGUGGUACAAGAACAGAAAGGAGCUCUUUCCCAACAGGAAGUACCAACUGAUCAGCCAGGAUGUCUACAGGCAGCUGACAAUCGACAACGUCUGCUCUUCAGACGAGGACACCUACAUGUGUGAUGCAGGAGACGACAACACCUCCUGUCAGCUGCUGGUGGAGGAGCAGGCGAUCAGCAUAGUGCGGGGGAUGAGCUCCGUGGAGGUGAUGGAGCCGGAGCCGGCGCUGUUCCAGGUGGAGACCAGCCUGAAGUCAGGGAGGCCCCCUCGGUGGACCCUGAACGGGGAGGUGCUGGAGCCGUGUUCGGCGGUGAACAUCGACAGGCAGGGCACCGUCCACAGCCUCUGCCUCACCUCCACACAGAGCUCCAUGUCGGGCCCCGUGCUCUUUGUGGCCGGCAAGAGUCGCUCCACUGCGCAGCUUAAAGUCAAAGAGCGCCAUCUUGAGGUUGCCCACCCCCUGGAGGAUAUGGAGGCGAAGGAGAAGAGCUCUGACCUGAGCUGUGCGUUUGCUCCGUCUCCCCGGGUGGUGCGCUGGUUCAAAGGCCGCACGGCUCUGAAGACCUCCAACAAGUACAGCAUGAAGAGAGAAGGGAAACGAGCGCACCUGACCAUUCAUGGCCUAACGGGGAUGGAUGCAGGACAGUACCGAUGCAUGGCCGGGGGCUCACAGAGCACAGCGCAUCUUAGAGUGGAAGUGCGUACGCUGAAGCUGGUAAAACAUCUCGAUCCGGUAGAAAUCGAGGAGGAUGGCAACGCCACAUACUCCUGUGAGCUGAACUACGUGGUUGCUAACGCGGAGUGGCUCCUCAACAACGUUCGCCUCUACAGCAACGCCAUCAACAGGAUCCAGCACAUGGGCACCAUGCACAGCCUCACCAUCAAGAAGCUGCGUCCACAGGAGAGCAGGGUCACCUUCAAAACAGGCCUCCUCUCGGAGACUACCACCUUAAAGGUCAAAGAGCGCCCAGCCGUGUUCCUGAGGUCUCUGGAGGAUGUAGUAGGGGAGGAGCAAGGGGAGGUCUGUCUGCAGUGCGAAAUUUCCAAAGAGACGGUGACCCCUGUGUGGAGGAAAGAUGGUACAGUCCUGACGGCUGAUGAUAAACACGAGUUGCUCCAGUUAGGGAAGUCCAUGGCACUGAUCAUCCAUUCCCUGAGCAAGGAGGACGCUGGACAUUACACCUGUGAUCUGGGAACCAGCCAGACCAAGGCUAAAGUUACUGUGCAUGACUUACACAUCACUAUCGUUCAACGCAUGAAGACAACGUCUGUUCUGGAAGGCGAAAUCUGCACUUUUGAAUGCAACCUCUCUCACAAUGUCGAGGAAGAGCCUUUCUGGACCAUCAAUGGCCAGGUGGUGGUAACCGACAGCCGAAUCCAGGUUAUCAACAAUGGUCGUAACUACAAGAUGACCAUAAGAGAUGCUACACUAACGGAUGCUGGCGACGUGGUCUUCACAAUUAAAGAUCUGAGCUGUAGGACUAUGCUCUUCGUUAAAGAGAAGCCAGUGCACAUCUUCAGGGACCUGUUGAACGUGAAAGCGGUACCGGGCGAGGACGCAGAGCUGAGCUGUGAGAUCACCAAACCAGAAGCCAACAUCCGUUGGCUGAAAAACGGACAUUUCAUCAGGCCGAGCGCCAAGUAUGAGAUGAGUGUAGAGAAGAACUUGGCACGACUGGUGAUCAAGAACACCACCAUCAAUGACUCUGGAGAGUACUGCUGUGAGGCCGACGGCAUUGCCACACGGGCCAAGCUGGACAUCAGAGAACUCCAGCACACAUUCGCGAGGGAGUUGAGGGAAACACGAGCCGAGGAAAAGGGCAAAGUGAUUCUGGACUGUGAGACCAGGCAGCCGGCCAAGCGGGUGACCUGGCUGAAGGGCAUGGUGGAGCUGAGGUCCGGCAGGAAGUACGUCAUCAGACAGAAAGGCGUGGUGCUGUCCCUGACCAUCACCUGUCUGGAGAUGUCGGACAUGGAUGUUUACACGUGUGACGUUGGUACCAUGCAGAGCCGAGCACAGCUGACUGUGCAGGGUCAGAAGGUGUUGAUCCUGGAUGAGUUAGAGGAUGUGGAGUGUCUGGAAGGCGACACGGUCACGUUCAGGUGUCGAAUUUGUCCCAGUGACUACACCGGGAUAAAGUGGUAUCUGGACGAGACUCUGCUCUACACCAAUGACCUCAACGAGAUCCAGAUGGUGCCUGGAGGAUACCACACCCUCACAUUUAGACAGCUCGCCCGCAAAGACACCGGCACCAUCUCGUUUGCAGCGGGGGACAAAAGAUCGUACGCCUCGCUGUUGGUUAGAGAAAGGCGUCCGACCAUUAUUAAAGCUCUGGAAGACUGCGAGGCAAUUGAAGGAGGGGGGCUGGUUUUAUCUUGUGUGGCUUCCAAGCCAUGUCACAUCCUGUGGUACAAAGAUGGCUGCCUGAUGUGGAACUCCUCGAGGUACUCCGCCAGUCGUUCAGGCUGCGAAGCCCGACUGACGAUUCGGGAGGUAUGCAACAACGAUGCCGGGGUCUACGAGUGCAGCGCUGGAUCGGUUACAACCAGGGCCGUCGUAACGGUCAAAGCCAUCCCAGCAGAGUUCACCCAGUGUCUGGAGCCAGUGGAGGCCAAGGAGGGCGAGACGGUGACCCUGAGCUGUGAGUACUCCCUGCCUGGAGUCCCGUUCCACUGGAGGAGAGGGUUAGAGAGCGUCAGGCCUGCAGACAGGUUCCUGAUGAAACAGAAGAAGACCAUCAUCACCCUCACCAUCAAAUCUCUGAGGCCUGCAGACUCCGGAGAAUACAUCUGUCAGUGCAGAGACCACCGCACCUCAGCCAGCCUCAAGGUCCAGGCGAUCCCCAUCACAUUCGUCCAGCAGCUGAAGAACACGCAGGCAGAGGAGGGAAACAACGUGCUGCUGCGCUGUGAGCUAUCUAAACCCGGGGUUCCCGUGGAGUGGAACAAAGGACACGAGCUGCUGAAGAACGGAGUGAAGCACCAGAUGAAGAGGAGAGACACCACGCUGGAGCUUCUCAUCUGGAAACCUGUUCCUGAGGACAGCGGACUGUACAGCUGCGUGUGUGCCGAUCAGAGGACGUCCGCCACCGUCAAAAUCAAUGCUCUGCCGGUGGUCUUCAAGCAGAAGCUGAGGAGCGUGGUGGUGGAGGAGGGCAGCACGGCGGCUCUGCGCUGCGAGCUGUCGAAGCCCGUUCCCUUCGUGGAGUGGAGGAGGAGAGGCAGCGAGGUCCUGUCCCACGGAGAGAAAUACCACCUGAGGCAGAGGGACGUCCUGAUGGAGCUGAGGAUCUUUGACGUGACGCCGGAGGACAGCGACAUCUACACCUGCAUCUGUGGAGACAUAGAGAGCACUGCCACGCUCACCGUCAACAUUCUUCCCGUCACCUUCAGGCAGAAGCUGAGGAACGUGCAGGCGGAGGAGGGUCAGAACAUCUCUCUGUGCUGCGAGCUCUCUAAGCCGGGGGUCCCGGUGCAGUGGAGGCUGGCCGGGGAUCUGCUGCAGAGCGGGGACAAGUUCCAGAUGAAGCAGCGUGAAGCCACCGUGGAGCUGAUCAUCAGAGAGGCCGAGCCCGAGGACAGCGGCGUCUACGCCUGCGUGUGCCGAGAGCAGAAGACCAAGGCCACCGUCAAAGUGAUCGCUGUUCCCGCCACAUUCAAAGUGAGUCUGAAGGGUCUGGAGGCUGAGGAGGGCAGCAGCGUGACUCUACGCUGCGAGCUGUCCAAGAGAGGCGUCCCGGUGCAGUGGCAGAGAGACGCUCAGCUGCUGUCGGAGUUCACGAGUCGGGGAAAGUUACAGAUGAGUCUCGAGGGAAAGGCGGCUCAGCUCACCGUCCUCAACGUGCAGCAGGAGGACGCAGGGAGGUACAGCUGCACGACGGGAGAGGAGAAAACCUCCGCCGAGCUCAAAGUGAAACCUCUUCCGGUGACGUUCAAACGAGAGCUGCAGCUCCUGGAGGUGAAGGAGGGCCACAGCGGGGUGUUCUGCUGCGAGAUCUCCAAACCUGGAGCUCCUGUGGACUGGAGGAAAGGCAGGACCACCCUCAAACCUGGUGACAAGUACGAGAUGAAGCAGGAGGGACCUUUCACCAAACUCAUCAUCAACGACGUGGAGGAGAGCGACGCUGGGAAAUACACCUGCAAGACCAAAGACAGGCAGUCCACCGCUGAGCUCAUCGUCAAAGGUUUACCACCGAGCUUUAAGAUGCCCUUAGUGGGUCAGGAGGCGACGGAGGAGAACUUUGUGGUCCUGCGGUGUGAGCUCAACAAACCCGCCUCGUCUGUGGAGUGGAGGCGAGGAGGAGAGCUGCUGAGCAACGGAGACAAAUACCAGAUGAAGAAGAAGGAGCUGCAGGUGGAGAUGAAGAUCGUGGACCUCACUCUGGAGGAUGCCGGAGAUUACACGUGUGCAUGUGGGGAACAGAGCACUACAGCCGGGAUCACGGUGAAGGAGCGGCCCGUCAGAUUCCUGCAGGAUCUGAAGAACGUUCAGGUUCAGGAGGGGAACGCGGUGACGCUCAGCUGUGAGGUCUCUAAACCCGGGGGUGCGGUGCAGUGGAGGAGGGGCGCCACGCUGCUGACCCCCGGGGAGAAGCACCAGAUGAAACAGAGCGGCUCCACCCUGGAGCUCCACGUCAGGAAGAGCCAGCCGGAGGACAGCGGCUCCUACAGCUGUGAGUGUGGAGACGCCAGAACCACAGCGACCGUCAUCAUCACCGCCAUCCCGGUGACUUUCAAGCAGAAGUUGAAGAACCAGGAGGCGGUGGAGGAGGGCAGUGUGACACUGCGCUGCGAGCUCUCUAAAGCCGGCGUCCCUGUGGAGUGGAGGAGAGACGCUCAGCUGCUGAAGGAGGGGGAGAAGUAUCUGAUGAAGCAGGAAGGCCGGAUCGCAGAGAUGCAGAUCAGAAACCUGACGCUCACAGAUCUGGGAGAGUACAGCUGCUCUGUCGGCACCGCUGUGACCUCAGCCGACAUCAAAGUCAGAGAAAUCCCUGUCACGUUUAAAGAAGAGCUGGAGGAUUUGGAGGUGAAGGAGGGGGACAGCGGGAUUUUCUGCUGCCAGCUCUCCAAACCUGGAGCUCCGGUGGACUGGAGGAAAGGAAGAGUCGUCCUCAGACCUGGGUAUAAAUACGAGAUGAAGCAGGAGGGUCGUCUCACCAAACUGAUCAUCAACAACAUGGAGGAGAGCGAUGCUGGGAAAUACACCUGCAAGACCAAAGACAGCCAAUCCACUGCUGAGCUCACCGUCAAAGCUCCUCCCAUCACCUUCAAGACGAAACUGAAGGCCCAGCAGGUGGAGGAGGAGAACAGCGUGACUCUGAGCUGCGAGCUCUCCAAACCCGGCCUCACUGUGGAGUGGAGGAAGGACCAGGAGCUGCUGAAGAACGAUUUCAAAUACCAGAUCAAAAACAGGAACAGCAGCAUGGAGCUGACCAUCAAAAACUCCCAGCUGCAGGACAGCGGCCUCUACAGCUGCUCGUACGGAGACGUGAAGACCAGCGCCAACGUCACCAUCACACCUAUCCCGCUCUCCUUUAAACUGGGUCUGAAGAACCAGGAGGCCCCGGAGGGAGGGAACGUGUCCCUGCGCUGCGAGCUGUCCCGGGCGGGGGUGCCGGUGCAGUGGUGGAAGGCGGAGGAUCAGCUCCACCCGGGGGGGAGGUACCAGAUGACCCUGAGGGGGAAAAUCGCAGAGAUGCACAUCAGAAACGUGCAGCCGGAGGACGUGGGGGAGUACAGCUGCGUGUUCGGGGAGCAGAAGACCACCGCCGAGGUCAGCGUCAGAGCGGCAGCUUCAGUUUUCUUCGAGAAGGAGCUGGAGAGCCAGGCGGUGAUGGAGGGGAAACCUGUGCUGAUGUCCUGUCAGGUCUCCAGCGCCACCGUCCCCGUCACCUGGAAGAAAGACAACGUUGUUCUGGAGGAGGAAGGAGGGCGGUACAUCGUGAAGAAGAACGGCCCCACACACACUCUGGAGAUCAAGAAGCUGCAGCCGGAGGACGCAGGAGAGUACUGCUGCAUCUCCAGAGGAAAGAAGACCUCCGCCAAGAUCAUCGUCAGGGAGCGCGUGCGGAUCGUCUCGGAGCUGCAGGGCAUCACGGUGACGGCGGGUGAAGACGCCGUGUUCGAGUGCGAGCUGAGCCACGCCGACGUCAACGAUGGGGCGUGGUGGCUGGGCCCCAGCCCCCUGCAGAGGAACGAGAUGAACCAGAUGACGGUCCGGGGCCGGCAGCAGCGCCUGGUGCUCACCAUGACGACGCCCGAGGAGACCGGCAUCGUGGCGUUCGUGAUCGGGGAGGAGAAGACCUCCGCGCGACUGCUGGUGGUUCCCAAGGCAACAGUUUUGUUCGAGGAGAAGCCUAAAGACGUUGUGAUCCUGGAGGGAGAGUCGGCCACUUUGUCGUGCACGAUAUCUGAUUUCACCUCGCCGGUCACCUGGACGAGAAACCACAUCCCGCUGCGAGACGGAGACAAAUACGAGACGCGUAAAGAGGGGAAAGUCAACCUGCUGAUUAUCCGUGAUGUGGAUCCUCUGGACGCCGGCGCAUACUGCUGCGAUACAGGAGAUGCACAAAGCAGCGCCAAACUCACCGUCACGGAGCUCCCUCCGUUCUUCCAAGAGGAAUUACAGAGUGUGGAGGCGGAGGAGGGAGGAUCAGCCUCUCUGUACUGUGAGCUGUCCAAAUUGGGAGUGCCGAUUCAGUGGAUGAAGAACAGGCUGCCACUGAGAGGCAGCAGGAAGUACGAUAUCAGGCAAGAUGGCUGCCUCCUCCAGCUGCACAUCAAGGAUCUCAAACCUGAAGACGGUGGCAGCUACACGUGUCAAGCAGGAAGUGCAGAAACCACUGUGACGGUGACAGUGAAAGAGCUCCCUCCAUUCUUCAAGAAGGAAUUAAAGCGUGUGGAGGCGGAGGAGGGAGGAUCAGCCUCUCUGUGUUGUGAGCUUUCUAAACCUGCAGUGUCAGUGCAGUGGAAGAAGAACAGGCUGCCUCUGAGAGCUAACAGGAAGUACGAGAUGAAACAAGAUGGCUGCCUCCUGCAGCUGCACAUCAAGGAUCUCAAACCUGAAGACAGCGGCUGCUACACAUGUCAAACAGGAAGUGCAGAGACCUCUGCGUCUGUGACAGUGAAAGAGCUACCACCAUUUUUCAAAGAAGAACUGCAGAAUAUAAAGGCUGAGGAGGGAGGAUCAGCCUCUCUGUGCUGUGAGCUGUCUAAACCUGGAGUGUCAGUGCAAUGGAAGAAGAACAGGCUGCCACUGAGAGCCGGCUCAAAGUAUGAAAUGAAACAAGAUGGCUGCCUCCUUCAGCUCCUGAUUAAAGAGCUAACACCUGAAGACAGCGGCAGCUACUCAUGUCAAGCAGGAAGUGCAGAGACCUCUGCGACAGUGACAGUGAAAGAGAUUCCAGUAUUUUUCAAAGAAGAUUUACAGAAUAUAAAGGCUGAGGAGGGAGGAUCAGCCGGUCUGAGUUGUGAGCUGUCUAAACCUGGAGUGUCAGUGCAAUGGAAGAAGAACCGGCUGCCUCUAAGAGCCGGCACAAAGUAUGAAAUAAAACAAGAUGGCUGCCUCCUUCAGCUGCUUAUUAAAGAGCUAACACCUGAAGACAGCGGCAGCUACUCAUGCCAUGCAGAAAAAGCAGAGACCUCUGCGACAGUGAGAGUUAAAGAGCUGCCUCCAUUCUUUGAGAAAGACUUAGAAAGUGUGGAAGCUGAGGAGGGAGGAUCAGCCUCUCUGUGUUGUGAGCUGUCUAAACCUGGAGUGUCAGUGCAAUGGAAGAAGAACAGGCUGCCUCUGAGAGCGAACAGGAAGUACGAGAUGAAACAAGAUGGCUGCCUCCUGCAGCUGCACAUCAAGGAUCUCAAACCUGAAGACAGUGGCAGCUACUCAUGUCACACAGGAAGUGAAGAGACCUCUGCGACUGUGACAGUGAAAGAGAUUGUACCAUUCUUCAAGGAAGACUUAGAAAGUGUGGAGGCUGAGGAGGGAGGAUCCGCCUCUCUGUGUUGUGAGCUGUCUAAACCUGGAGUGUCAGUGCAAUGGAAGAAGAACAGGCUGCCUCUGAGAGCUAACAGGAAGUACGAGAUGAAACAAGAUGGCUGCCUCCUGCAGCUGCACAUCAAGGAUCUCAAACCUGAAGACAGCGGCUGCUACUCAUGUCACACAGGAAGUGAAGAGACCUCUGCGUCUGUGACAGUGAAAGAGCUCCCACCAUUCUUCCAAGAAGAAUUGCAAAAUGUGGAGGCUGAGGAGGGAGGAUCCGCCUCUCUGUGUUGUGAGCUGUCUAAACCUGCAGUGUCAGUGCAGUGGAAGAAGAACAGGCUGCCUCUGAGAGCUAACAGGAAGUACGAGAUGAAACAAGAUGGCUGCCUCCUGCAGCUGCACAUCAAGGAUCUCAAACCUGAAGACAGUGGCAGCUACUCAUGUGAAGCAGGAAGUGCAGAGACCUCUGCUACUGUGACAGUGACAGAGCUGCCUCCAUUCUUUGAGAAAGACUUAGAAAAUGUGGAGGUUGAGGAGGGAGGAUCAGCCUCUCUGUGUUGUGAGCUGUCUAAACCUGGAGUGUCAGUGCAAUGGAAGAAGAACAGGCUGCCUCUGAGAGCGAACAGGAAGUACGAGAUGAAACAAGAUGGCUGCCUCCUGCAGCUGCACAUCAAGGAUCUCAAACCUGAAGACAGCGGCUGCUACUCAUGUCACACAGGAAGUGAAGAGACCUCUGCUACUGUGACAGUGACAGAGCUCCCACCAUUUUUCCAAGAAGAAUUGCAGAGCACAGAGGUUGAGGAGGGAGGAUCAGCCUCUCUGUGUUGUGAGCUGUCUAAACCUGCAGUGUCAGUGCAGUGGAAGAAGAACAGGCUGCCUCUGAGGGCUAACAGGAAGUACGAGAUGAAACAAGAUGGCUGCCUCCUGCAGCUGCACAUCAAGGAUCUCAAACCUGAAGACAGCGGCAGCUACUCAUGUGAAGCAGGAAGUGCAGAGACCACAGCGACUGUGACAGUGACAGAGCUCCCACCAUUUUUCCAAGAAGAAUUGCAAAGUGUGGAAGCUGAGGAGGGAGGAUCAGCCUCUCUGUGUUGUGAGCUGUCUAAACCUGGAGUGUCAGUGCAAUGGAAGAAGAACAGGCUGCCUCUGAGAGCGAACAGGAAGUACGAGAUGAAACAAGAUGGCUGCCUCCUGCAGCUGCACAUCAAGGAUCUCUCGUGUCACACAGGAAGUGCAGAGACCUCUGCGACUGUGACAGUGACAGAGCUCGCGCCAUUUUUCCAAGAAGAAUUGCAAAGUGUGGAAGCUGAGGAGGGAGGAUCAGCCUCUCUGUGUUGUGAGCUGUCUAAACCUGCAGUUUCAGUGCAAUGGAAGAAGAACAGGCUGCCUCUGAGAGCUAACAGGAAGUACGAGAUGAAACAAGAUGGCUGCCUCCUGCAGCUGCACAUCAAGGAUCUCAAACCUGAAGACAGCGGCAGCUACUCAUGUCACACAGGAAGUGCAGAGACCUCUGCGACUGUGACAGUGAAAGCACUAGAACCGACUCCACCAAAGGACGAGCCUCCCACGAUCCUUCCCCGGGAUAAGGGCACUGUUUCCAAAUCAACCUCUCCUCCAGACAACCAGAAGCCUGGACUCCCAGAAGCCAAACCUGUUCCUCCAGAGCCCAAAAAGAGAGCUGCUAGGAAAGCAUCUAUCACAAGUUUAGGCAGAGAUGUGGAGCCAGUGUUUGACAUGAAACAGAGCGUGACACAACUGGAGAAAGGCAGUGAAGUGAUCAAGAAGGUUGACGAGGCAAUGAGACAACUGGAGAAGGAUGAUGGGGUUGGCAGGGAGGUGGAAGAGCCAGCAAUGCCUUUGGGGACGGAGAAGGGUGUAUUCCUGGAGAAGAGACAACCAGGAAUGAGUUUGGAGAAAUUAGUUAAAGUUGAGCACAAUAUGGGUCAUUCAGACCAGGAAGUUGAACAGAGCUUAAAACAAGCAGGAAAGCCUUCGGAGAAACCAAGUGAUGUUGAGAGGAAGGAAAGUCAUCCAGAAAUAGUCCUGUGGAAGAACAUUGAGGAUAAAAAACAGCCUGUGAAACCAUCCGAGAAGUCUAUUGGGAAGGAAAUGAUUAAAGUGCAAGAAGAGAAGUCUACGGUACAGAAGGUCGACGUAGAAGAAGAGGAACCUCUCAAACCACCAGUUAGAUCUAAAGGGAAGGUAGCAGUAGGAAAGGAACACCUUAGAUAUGAUACAAAGGAAACUGAGGAGAUCCAAUCAGUAAAGCCUACUGUAAAUGACUCUGAGGACGACCAAAAACAAAGAGAUUUGAAACAACACGUGUCCACAGAGCAAGAGAAAAAGACACUGAAACUAGUGCCUUCUGUAGAUCAGCUGGAGAAACGACCAGUAGAACAACCAGUAAAGACUUUAGAAAAAGAAGUCCCUCCAAAACCACCCGCAAGGAUUAAAAGCAAAUCAAAGGGAGGAAUGGAAAAGCAAUCGUCAAGGGACACGGAGACGGAUCAAGACGAGCGUACGAUGCCAAGAGUGGUGGUGCAAACAACAGAAGAUCAGCCAAUGAAACAGUCUUUGAAAAAACAGGUUGAAGAGAAACCAAGAUUGGAGAGGAAACUAUCUGUAGCUCCAGACACUGAGAUAUUUGAGAAGCUUAAGCAACCGAUCAGACAACCAGUAAAACCAAUGAGAAAGGAACCCAAACUGGACCAGGAGACUAAACUGGCAGCCGAGCCGAUAAGUCGGGAAGAGGAACAACAAACGAUAAAAGUGUCAGAAGGAAUUCCUCUCCACACUGAGAUGGCUGAGAAGCUUAAGCAACCUUUGAAUGAUGCGGAGAAGUAUGCAAAUGCCAGACAGCCGAUCCAACAACCAGUAAAACCAAUGAAACCUGAACUGAACCAGGAGAGUAAGCUGGCAGUCGAGCCGAUGAGAAGGGAAGAGGAACAACAAAGGACACAUGUGUCAGAAGGAAUUCCUCUGCUCUACAUAUCUGAGGAUGAAACUUUCUCAGAGGCUUUGACCGAGAUGCCAUCGAACCACAGCAUCGUCCAACCUCCUGUCUCUUUUGUUGAUGGGUCAACCCAACCUGCUCCUCCUCCGAUCACGGUACCCCAGAGGGAUCAACCACCAAAUGAAGAUACCCAAGAGAUGGACAUUGAGGAUGAAUCCGAGAUGCUAGAGGCUGCGGUCAAGAUCCAGGCCGCCUUCAAAGGCUACAAAACCCGCAAAGACAUGCGACCCGUCUUCAAAGAGGUGUUCAAGAACCAGAGUGCAGAUCUUCACGGUACGGUCACGCUGGUGUGUGUUGCUGAGGGGAAACCGAGCAUGGCGCGCUGGCUGAGAAACGGCCAACAAAUCAUCAAUGAUCAGCGAUGCCGUGUUGAGUCUACAGAGGAGGGCGUUUGCACUCUUGUGAUCAAGAACCUGACCCUGAUUGACAGUGGGAUCUACACAUGUGAGGUGGUGAAUAAGUUUGGUAUGACCUCCUACAAUGGAAACCUGACAGUAGUACCGCCUCAGAGACCCACGCCGACAAACCAGAAGCCGGUACAUCCGCCGCUUGCAGCCAUAACUCCUCUGCAAGUUGCCCCGCAGAAGCCUGAGGAAAAAACACAGACUCAGGAUCUUAUUCAGACUCAGACUCAGACUCAGGAUCUUCCUCAGACUCAGGAUCUUCCUCAGACUCAGGAUCUUCCUCAGACUCGGGAUCUUCCUCAGACGCAGAUUCAGGAUCUUCUUCAGACUCAGACUCAGGAUCUUCCUCAGACUCAGGAUCUUCCUCAGACGCAGAUUCAGGAUCUUCUUCAGACUCAGACUCAGGAUCUUCCCCAGACUUUGGAUCCUCCACAGACUCAGACACUGGAUCUUCCUCAGACUCUGGAUCUUCCUCAGACUCAAACCCAGGUACCGUCUUCAGGUACGGAUGCUGAAAACUACGUAGAAAAUGAGAGUGUCUCUCUGUGGGAGGCCUACAAUCUGACGGAGCAGGACUCUCAGAGGAAGCUUCAGGAGAGGAGAGGAUCCUCCCUCAUCGCCGCCAGCUCAAUGUCCAGUCCGUCGGAUUAUGACACGGCUCCGGAUAUGUUGGAACCUGUUGAUUCUGGUCCAGAUGUACCAAGGUCAGAGAUCAGAAAGAUGAUGGAUCAAGCGCCUCCAAAAGACGAUAAAGAACCGAUGGCUCUUCCACAACUUCCUAAGACUCUACUGAAGGUCAAAGGGGGUCAUGAAGGUAAAAUGAGGGCACCGUCUCCCAAACACCACCGCGCUCACACACCUCUAACCAGCACCGUGUCUGGAUCAGAGUCAGAGGGGGAGGAGGACCGACGAGAGACUUUUGAGAUGUACGUGGCUCGAGCCGACUGCAGUCCGGACUUUGGGAAUAAGGAGAGCUUUGUUCUGAAGGAGGGUCAGUUUGUGGAGGUUCUGGACUCUGUUCAUCCCAACCGCUGGCUGGUGAGGACCAAACCCACCAAAACCACCCCCGCCAGACAGGGAUGGGUGUGUCCCGCAUACCUGGAGAAGAAGAGGAAGGAGACCUUCCCUCAGCUGAGAGCCCCUCAGGAGGAUCUCGAUGGGAUCGGGUCGACAGGAGAAGAGUACAGGAGAGCUCUGAGCCAACUGAUCCAGGGUCUGAUUGACGGGGAGGAGGAGUUUGUGAAGGAGAUGAAGAUGUUCGCCUCUCACCAGCUGCAGUACCUGGAGUCCAGCCGACACGUCCCCGUCAACAUCCUGAACCAGAAGGAGAUCAUCUUCAGGAACAUCAGGGACAUUGUGUCGCUGCACGAGAGGUCGAUCCUCCCCGGCCUCAGAGACUGUUCCACGGACGACGACGUGGCGAUGCUCCUCCUGAAGAACGCUGGAGACUUUGAGAAAUAUCUGCACUACCUGACGGGACAGACUCAAGCUGAGGCCUGCGUCUCCGACAAGACUGUCCAGCAGUACUUUAAGGAGUUGCCAGAAUCUGGUCAGUCUGAUGUUCCUGUGAUGGAUGUCCUCACGUUCCUGCAGAGACCAGUGGAGAGGAUCCAGACGUACCAGGCUCUCCUGAAGGAGUUUAUCAAGAACAAGGCUCACAGUGGUCAGAGCUGCUGCCUGCUGGAGGACUCCUUCUCUCUGGUGUCCUCUCUGCCCUGGAGGUCAGACAACCUGCAGCAGGUCUCUCUGAUCCAGAACUACCCGGCACCGCUCAUCGCUCUGGGUGAGCCCGUCAGACAGGGCGUCUUCACGGUGUGGGAAGAGUCUCCAGAGGUGAAGUCCACCUCCAGAGGACACCAGAGACAAGUAUUCCUCUUUAAGGAGUGCAUCGUGCUGUGUAAACUGAAGAGAGACUCCGGUGUGAGCGGCGACUCCUACACCUUCAAGAACAAAAUGAAGCUGAAUGACGUGGAGGUGAAGGAGGCUCUGGGUGGAGACGAGAAAUGUUGGGGUUUGUGGCACGAGCACCGGGGGUCCGUGAGGAGGCUGACGCUGCAGGGCCGCUCCGCCCUGGUGAAGCUCUCCUGGCUGAAGGACCUGAAGGAGCUGCAGCAGAGAGCCAGUCUGCCUAGCAACAGUCCUCCCGUGUUUGAGUCUCUGCUGUCUGACUGCACCUCAAAGAUAGGAGAGACCAUCAAACUGACCUGCAGAGUCUCAGGGUCGCCCAAACCGGAGGUCAGCUGGCUCAAAGACGGCCUUCCUCUGGAGGACGACCCCCGUCACAUCAUCACAGCGGACCGCUCUGGCUCCUGCAGCCUGAUCCUGGACAGCCUCACUGCGGAGGACUCGGGGCAGUACGCCUGCUACGCCUCCAGCUCCAUGGGCAGCGUCGGGACUCUGGCUAAGGUGGUGGUGCGCGCUCCCCCCAGGUUUGUGUGUCGGCUGGAGAGUGCGUGUCUGAUCGAAGGAGAGGACAUACAGUUCACCUGCUCCACUCUGACCGCUCCUCUGCCACGGAUCAGGUGGAUGAAGGAUGGCAGAGAGUUGACGGAGCAGCAGAAAUACCUGAUCCUGAACGAUGCUCGGAGCGGCAUCUUGUCUCUGACGGUCAUCAGGGCGACUGAGGCAGAUAUCGGACAGUAUGAGUGUGAGCUGAGUAAUGAGUUUGGCUGUGUGAAGUGUAAAGCCGGUCUCUGCCCCGCCUACGUCCCGCCGACCGACAUCGAGGACGACCGGCCUCAGGACUUACCUCCUAAAGACGCAGACUCAGAGGGGUGGUCGGCUGCCUUUGUGAAGAAAUGGCUGCAGACUGAUUUCAGCCCCACCUCCAUCGCUAAGAUGCUCUUCCCCCCUGAACAAGCUGAAUGUACUGAAGAGGCUGUCCCUGCCUCGGCCUCCGUGGAUCAGGUGGUGCAGCAGCCUCUGUACCUGGAGGAAGAGGAGGAGAUCUUCAUCUCAGAGCAAAUGCAGGAAAUUACAGACGCCCCUCCCUCCAUCCAGGUCCCGGCUGAGGAUCUGUCUGUAGAGCCCGGUACACCGGCUACAUUCACUGCCAUCAUCACAGGGAGACCCACUCCUAAUGUGCAGUGGUACAAGGAUGGAGAGGAGCUUGCAGCUGAUGACAAUGUGCAGAUAGUCCAGCAUGGAGCUCGCUUCUCCGUGACCGUAGUGUGUCCCGAGGGCGAGGACGGAGGCACCUACACCUGCGUCGCCUUCAACGAAUCCGGACACGACUCAUGCCAGGCGGAGCUCACCGUGGAGGAAGGCCCUCUGGAGUGUCAGGAGCGAGAGGUGGAGCUCGGGAAGAGGAGAAGGUUAUUCUCCGUCUACGAUGUCCACGAGGAAAUUGGAAGGGGAACCUUCGGCGUGGUGAAGCGUGUCGCCCACCGGCGCACGGGGGAAGUGUUUGCUGCUAAGUUCCUCCCUCUGAGGAGCAGCACUCGGACCAGAGCCUUCCAGGAGAGAGACCUGCUGUCCCGCCUGGCUCACCCGCGAGUCGCCUGCCUGCUCGACUUCUUCUGCACCAGACGCACUCUGGUGCUCAUCACAGAGAUCUGCUGCUCUCAUGGACUUCUGGACCAUCUAUUAUUGAAAGGAUCAGUCUCUGAGAAAGAGGUUCAGUCGUACAUGCAGCAAAUCCUUGAAGGAGUCGGUCACAUCCACAGCAUGAACAUCCUGCACCUGGACAUCAAACCUGAUAACAUCCUGAUGGUGUAUCCCCCCCGAGAUGAGAUUAAAAUCUGUGACUUCGGCUUCUGCCAAGAGAUAGACGCAUCCCGACACCAGUACAGCACGUUUGGUACGCCGGAGUUUGUGGCCCCUGAGAUCGUUCACCAAGAACCGGUCACUGUGGCCACGGAUAUCUGGUCUGUGGGUGUUAUAGCUUAUAUCUGUCUGGUGUGCCGCUGCCCGUUUGUGGGGGAGACGGACCGGGCCACCCUGCUGCGGGUGGGGGAGGGGACUCUGAACUGGGACGCCCCUGAUGUGACCUACAGGAGCCCCGAGGCCCAGAAGUUUCUGCACAUGCUGCUCCAGCCAGAUCCAGAGAAGCGACCCUCAGCCUUUGAGUGCUUGAGCCACGAAUGGAUCCAGGACGAACAUGCAGGAGAAGAUACGGAAGACAUCAACACAAGGACUUUGAAAAUCUUCAUCUCAAAACGGAAAUGGCAGCGUUCCUUGACCUCCAUCGGGUCGGUCCUCACGCUGAGGCUGAUCCCCGAGCUGCUGGACGCUCCGCUCAGAGAGACGGCGGUGACGGUGCCCCGGGAGCCCCAGGAGCACAGCAGCUCAUCCCUGAGCAGCGGGUCCUCCUCGGAGUACGAUGAAGCCGACUCCUGGGACUGUUUCCAGCACUACAGCCCGACGGAGGAAGAGGAGGAGGAAACUGAGGAGGAGUACGAUCCUUUUACGGAGCGAGCGCAGAUCCAAGAGUCUUAUCCCAAACUCCACCUGAAUGAGGAAGAGGAGCUGACGUUAGGGGAGGAGGAGGAGGAUGUGGAGCUGUUAGGAAGGAGCAGUGUGUUGGAUAGGAGUAUCAGCAGGCAGUCAGUCGCUUCGUCGGACGUCUCCUCCCAACACACUCCUCAGAGGGAGCGGCGGUUCAGCAAGGACAGCAGUCAGUCUCUGUACCUGUCCGAUGGAGACGAAGGGUCAGGCAGCGAUGGAGGUCGGAUCCCCCGUGGCAGCGUCAUCCGAAGCACCUUCUACAGCACCUCCCAUCAGCUGUCUCCCAUGUCCGCCAGACACAUGACGCUACGGGACAAGUUCCAGGCCAAGAAGCAGGAGCGGGGACGUAAGCCUCUCCGGAGAAGCCUUUCCGGACGCCUCAAUGAGCCUCUCAUCGAGUACGUGGAGGACGACCCCGAGACCAACCGUGGCCAGAGACGGGGGUCCGUGCAGCCGGCGAUGCAGAAGUCCUGCUCCUUUGAUAGCGGGGUUAGCCUCCCGCACGCUAACGCACCCAGGAGGAGCAGGUCUCUGGACGAGUACUCCCGGAGAUCUCCGAGCUCACCGAAGCCGGAUGACGAAGAAGAGGGGUCUCAAAGUCUGAAGGAGGGAGACUUGACCGAUGAUGAAGCAGCAGGAAGGAACUUGUUGGCGAUCCCGACUCCUCAGCGACCAGCGAGAAGACGAGGCUCCAUUGCUCCGGUACAAAGUGGAUCAGCUGUUCCCUCGAGCCUCAUCGCUGGGAACAGGAGGAUGCUGGAUCCAGAUCAGGCAGCCCGGGAAACCUUCGCCGGUUCCCAGGGAUCUCUGGCCGACUCGUCUCUCCUGGAGCACGGUGGCUCUGAGUCCUCGAGUCGACUCGGGUCCUAUGAAGAGCUGAGUCAUGGUCUAAUCAGAUCUGGGGAGAGCGAAGGGUACGACGAUCAAGGCGAGCCUCUGAUCCCCCCGUCACCAUCUUUCUUCCAGGCGGUUAAACCCAAGUUCCCUCAAGCUCCGCCGCGCAACCGCAACCGCACCCGCACCCGAUCCAACCCUAACUUAUGCGGUCAACUCCCAGCGAGCCCCAGCCCCAGCCUCACGUCCCUGCAGGCCCCCGAGAGGCCCCCCAGAGCCAGGGACAAGAAGGACAGCGGGGGUCUGCAGAGGCACGCAUCAGCCCCAGCCCUGGACCUCCCGCCCCCUACUGGGAAGUCACCCAAGCUGGGUCUGCUGAAGAUCUUCCGUCGGCAGUCCUGGACCGGACACUCGUACUCGCCGCUGGACAACCAGGCGUUAGGACCCACGCUGGGGGAGAUCAUGAAGCCGGACACCCCCACCAUGUCCCUGAGGAAGAAGAUGAGAGCUUCGGCCUCCAGUCUGACCAAGCUGUUCACCAGGUCUAAGGAGGAUGUGAGCAAAGGAGGUCCGAUAGUGAAAGGUUCAGCCCCCACCCCUCCUGAGAGGAAGCGCAGCUCUGGUCUGGAGAGUCCGAAGAAGAGAGCCUCCAAACUCCUGCCUUCUUUCAAAAUACCUGCUUUCAAGAAGAACAAAGAUCUGCUGAUCCGUCCAAACAAAGCUGAAGUGUUCCAGUUAGACGGAGGUGGCGUCCUGCUGGUGUGGAAACCAGUCCCAACCAGUGAUCCCGUCACUUACUGUGUGCAGUACAGCACAGAGGGGCGGGAGUGGACGGUGCUGUCGGAGGAGGGGACAGAGAGCUGCUUGGUGGUGAAGGACUUACCCAGAGGAGCCUCCUAUGUGUUCCGGGUCGGCUGCAUCACCAAGACCGGUGCCGGACCCUUCAGUGACGCCUCAGCUCCCGUCGUCAUGUCCACGCACCCCGAAGAGAUCCACAUUCCUCUCAUCCAGACUGAGACCCUGGGGGCAAAGGUCACCGGGUCAGACCGACAGACGACGCACAAGAACUACAACUUCCUGUCUGAGAUCAACAGGGGGCGUUUCAGCGUCCUCACCCUCUGCAGAGACGUUGAGACCAGCCAAGUGUUUGUGGCUAAGAUCACCCCGUACCAGGCGGAGCAGCGGCUACUGGUUCUGAGGGAGUACCAGCUGCUGAGGAGGCUGCACUACCCCCACCUGCUGCAGCUGCACACCGCCUACCUCACCCCCCGACACCUGGUGCUGGUGGAGGAGCUCUGCCCUGGCAAGGAGCUGCUCUACAGCCUGGCUGCCAGAGAUCAGUACGCUGAGACCCAGGUGGCCGAGCUGCUCCUCCAGAUCAUCAGUGCGGUGGACUACCUGCACAGCCGCCGGGUCGUGCACCUGGACCUGAAGUCCGACAACAUGCUGGUGGACGACUGCAACCACCUGAAGAUCGUGGACCUGGGCUCCGCUCUGUCCUUCACCCCCGGGCAGCCUCUCAACGUGGAGCACAUCCACGGACACUCGGACAGCAAAGACUGCCGCAGCAAAGUGUAUAUCGUCCUCCCUAAAGCGCCGGAGAUCCUGGAGGGUCAGGGAGUCGGACCUGAAACAGACGUGUGGGCUGUUGGAGUUCUGUCCUUCAUCAUGUUGAGCGCCGACAGCCCGUUCCACGCUGACCACAGCUGGGAGCAGGACAGGAACAUCAAGAAGGGGAAGAUCCAGUUCGGACGCUGCUACCCCGGCCUGUCCGAGGGGGCGCUGACCUUCAUGAAGAGCAGCCUCAACAACAAGUCCUGGGGAAGACCCAGCGCUGCCGAGUGUCUGCAGAACCCGUGGCUGCGAGCACAUCGCGCCCGUCACUCCAAAGUGAGUUUCUCCACCGACAAGCUGAAGGAUUACCUCCAGCAGAAGGAGGAGAAGCGAGACCUGGUGUGCACCAAGAUCCAGGGGCCCUUCUUCCAGUAAAAACUAUGCAGCCUUACAAGCAGCACGUUUCAUUUCAGCCAGACUUCGGGAAACAUUUGAGUUUCCUCUGAUUUUUAAAAGUUGAUGCGUCUUAAUGAGUUUCAUGUCUUUAUCUGUAAGCUUGUUAGUGUGCUGCCUCUGUGUGCUGGAAACAGAUCAGGGAUAAGUCUUUCAGAGAGUUACGAGUUUUAAAAUCUCGACUUAGAUGUGGAACUGAUGCACGAGUUUGGCCUUAAACAGUUUUUCUGAGUGAUGUAUUUUAUUUGAAAUGGUUCACACGUUGCCUUAAAGUUAUAAUGUACAAAUGAGAAAAAUAUUAGACUUAUAGGUUUUAUUAAAUGCCUGAUAAUACUUCAAUAGAAACCUGAAUGAAUUGAUGAGUAACAGAUUAAAUAAAUGGCACAAAGGUU